CAUUCGCAUAGGACCCAGAGAAGCUCGAGCUCCAAGCACUACCCACAGAAACCCAGAAACCCCAAUUCAGAUUCUGAACGAAGAACAUUCUAGAAUUCUUGAGAACCUGAGAGGGUGGAGCUCCUCCUUUUGGAAGCUGAACCAGAGCUAGGGUUUCGAUUUGAUUGACCAAGUGAAUGCUCGCAAAGUUUUUUCCCCUGAUAUCCCAAUAAAUUUCUUAAUGGAAGUAAAAGGUUCUGGCAUACCUAAAGGACGACAUCCUUGAUGCUUUGAGAAAGGUUAUGUGAAGCAAUAUGACACUUGAAGAUUUCUUUACCUUGACUGAGAUGAAAGAUGGGCUCACAGCCCCUUCUCGAGUGCAGGAGUUGGUCUCUGUAAUGCAAAAGAAGGAAGACUAUGCUGUUAAGAAUGGUGGUGAUGCAACGAGGCAGUGGGCUGCUGUUGCAAGCACUAUUGCUGCUACAGAGGACAAAGAUUGUCUUGAUCUUUUUAUUCAAUUAGAUGGACUUUGGUUCAUCAAUAGAUGGUUAAAUGAUGCUCAGUCGUUUGGUUCCAAUACAAAUGAUAGCUUCGUUGAAGAGUCAAUUACUGCAAUGUUACGAGCAGUUGAAAAGCUGCAUCUAGACAGUGAGAAGUCAACUUCAUCAGGAAUUCGGGUAGCUGUAAGUAACCUUCUUGGCCAUCGUAGCUCUAAGGUUCAAGAUAGAGCAAGAGUAUUACUUGACAGCUGGAAAGGAGGUGGAAAUGGAAAUGCUGAAUCUCAUGAAUCAGAUCUUGGUAGAGUCAACAAUGUGAGUGAUAAGAUUGUCAGGGAGGAAGACCAGCCCUCUUCCAGGAACGAAGCUAGCAAUGACGAUGAUCAUGCAUCACUACUUGUUGGAGGUGAGAAGUCUCAAUUGAGAAGAUCAGAUAGUCAGCUACCACAAAAGGUUGCUAGUGUACAGAUACAGAGUUCUGACAAUGCACUUCAGUCCUCUGCAAGCUUGGACUGUGACGAUAUCAAAGAUAGAUCAAACCAUCUUGCUGGUGUUUUGACUUCUGUUCAAGAAGUUGCUCCCAUAAGCGAAGGUGAGACCACAUCGGCCGGGACCUGUAACCUACCUAUUCCAAAGCAAUGCAGUUUCAAAGGUCAACAAGAUGAUUUACAGUUAAAUGACUUAUGCAAAACAGAGAAGCAAGACCAAAAUGUUAAUGGCCCUCCAGAAAAAUUAGGAGUACCAGAUAUCUCUUCGGCAUCCACAAAGCCAGAGCCUGAACCUGUUUCCAUUGGUGCUAGUGAAGCAAAAGCACUGGAAUUUGUGAAAGAACCUGCUUUAGGACAUAGUGUUGAAAGCAAUGAGGAUGGUGUUUGUCAAAAAAUAAUUGUUUCCGGUAGCAUGAAAACACCUGCAUCUGAUAGAAUGAGCGGGGUGGAUGAUGCCAGAGCUAUAAAUUCUAGCAAUCCACAACAUACGAAAACUUCAGAAAACAAUGAUGACUGUUAUUCUAAUGCAUUGCAGGACUCAUCCGUCAGUGGAAGUAACUUGGUAAAGCCUGAGGUGUUACAGAUGUCUUUCCUCAAAACAGAAUAUGUCAGAGCUGUAAAGGAAGGCAAGGGAGAAGUUUCUAAUCAAGGCGACAAUACCUCAAAUGGUUCUGAUUCUUUUAAAUGGGGAAAAGGUCCUAGAAGCCCUAACAUUACUGACAAAAGUUCUGGCAUUAAACAUGAGUAUGGGAUUGUUGAUACUUCAGAAGUGGCUCGACAAUGUGCUCAGGAAAUUGAAAGAGAAUAUGGCAGAACAGUAAAGGAAGUUUCUAGUCAAGGCUAUGAUACAUCAAAUGGUUCUGUUUCUUUUAAACGGGAAAAAAAUUCCAGAAGCCGUAACAUUAUUGACAAGAGUUCUGACAUUGAACUUGAGUACGGUAUUGUUGAUGCCUUAGAAGUUGCUCGACAAGUAGCUCAGGAAGUUGAGAGAGAAGUCCGCAGCUCUUCCUCAGAGAAAAUCUCAGAAGGCAGAAUCAGGCGAGCAGGCAGCCCAGAUUCUAUAGGGAAAAAGGAUGAACUCACUUGCAUCCUACCUGAGGAGGUAUCAUCCAGGCAAAGCAACUCUGCUGAGGCAUGUUCUGAAGAGGAGGGGCAGAUGAGUGUUUCAGAUGAUAUUGAGGCUGACCCAGAAUGUAUACCUGACUUGGAGUCCUCCCAGGUGACUGAAGCAGCUCGAGAUGCAGGAGGUAAUUCAGAGAAAAGCCUCUGUACCUUCGAUCUCAAUGAAGAAGUUGGCUCUGAUGAUAUGGAUGUUUCUGUAAAUGCUAUGUCUACUACACCAAUACCUGUUGUCUCUGCUUCAAAGCCUGCACAGAGUUCUGGGUUGCCAACGGCCCCUUUGCAGUUUGAGGGGACACUUGGAUGGAAAGGAUCAGCUGCUACCAGUGCCUUUCGUCCUGCAUCACCUCGUAAAAAUUCCGAUAGUGAGAAGAAUGUAUCUGUGGGUGGGAACUCUGAUAUUUCCAAGCAGAGGCAGGAUUUCCUUGAUAUUGAUCUGAAUGUGGCUGAGGGUGAGGAAGGAUUGGUAAAACAAAUUGGUGAAUUUUCAGGCCUUCCAUCUGGGCAAUCAUCAGUGGAACUUAGUUCGAAGAGAUCAAGCAGACUCGAAUUGGAUUUAAACAGUAUUGGUGAUGAUGGUGAUAACCAACCUUCAGACCAGAGAAUGGAGGGGCAACUCUUUUCUGGUAGAAAUGGCUAUUGGAGUCCAUCACCAGCAUCAUCGUCGUCAUCAAUGCAGCCUUCAGUUCGAAACAUUGAUUUGAAUGACAGACCAUACUUUCAAACAGAGUUAGUCGAUGAAGAACCGAUUAAGUCUUCUCCCAUUAUUGAAGCAUAUGGACGUUCUAAAUCAGAUGCUCCUGUGAUCUCUAUUUUGGGUGCCAAGGUGGAAGUUGGUAGGAGAGAAUAUGUUCCUCAAACUUUUUCUUUGCCGAAUGGCAAGGCUAUUGAGCCUGCAAUUGAUCUUACAAUGUCGGGAGCAGGUGGCAUUUUAGGGAUGAGCCCCACAGUAUCCUACGAUCAGUCAGCUGUUUUUGGGUAUAAUGGACUGACAUCAGCGCCCCCUUUGUCUUUUUCAUCAGCCAUGUAUGGAUCAGGUGGCACAAUUCCAUACAUGGUGGACUCAAGAGGUGCUCCAGUUGUGCCUCAAGUGGGAGGAUCUUCCUCAACCGUCCUGUCACCAUACGCUCAGCCUCCAUUCAUCAUGAGCAUGACCGGUACACAACUUGGUUUAAAUGGGGUUGGUCCUUCACGUCCCAACUUUGAUCUAAACUCUGGCUUCAUGAUUGAUGGUGGGAAUAGAGACCAAUUGGCUGCAAGGCAAUUUUUCUUUCCUGCACAGGGAAGAGCUAUGGAGGAGCAUGUAAGGACCAUUCCACAAUCCUCAAGUUCAGGGGUUAGUGGGAAAAGAAAGGAGCCAGACAGUGGCUGGGAAACCUAUCCAUUUAGCUACAAACAUCAGCAACCUCCAUGGAAGUAGCUCUAAUUUAUGCUUUUGCUGCUGUUUUGAUCUGUUCAUAGAUACAGCCUACCCAUUGAUGCUUAAAUUAUUUACCUAAAAUGAUUCUGAAGAGUAGGCCCAUCCAUUGGAAUCCUUUAGUAAGAGAAGAACCAGAACUCAAUAAAAGCUGGAGGACGAUGGAUGUAUUAUGAUUCAAUAGAUUGAUGGGCAAAGGGGGGGAAUUAGGUUCAUUUUCUUUUUAUUUGUUUUUCCUUUCCUGCAGUUUCAUAGAAAGUACAAGCACAGAAGGCUUUGUACAUGUAGCUGUAAUUUCUCUUUCAUAUGUCAAAGAAAUUAUAGGCAUAGUAUCGUGUUUCUAACUGUCAGUGUUACUUGAGUACAUGGCCACAAAUAUUAAAAUAAUAACCUGUAAAGAGAUAGCUUUGUUCUCAAAACUUUUCCGCU
Molecule: messenger RNA, 3929 nt
Organism: Gastrolobium bilobum
Lineage: Eukaryota; Viridiplantae; Streptophyta; Magnoliopsida; Fabales; Fabaceae
Exons: 2
Coding region: 294-3503 (1069 amino acids)
Source: RefSeq, a predicted model, not a curated record